GCACGUGUACGGCUACGUGGUGCUGGGCGUCAAGGGCGCGUUGAGUCCGCAGGCGCUGCCGAUGGCCCAGUUCGUGGUCUACUUGGUCAUUGCGGUGGUGACCAUCGGCUGCUACAUCGUACUGCAGUUGUCGUCGCCCGGACAACUCGACAAGAGGCCGAUGCUCGCGCCCGUGCAAACCGCCUCGCCGAAAGAGGCUGGCAGCCCACCGCCGGUUGCACCCGAAGACGGCGACGACACGGAACUGCUGGCGGACGGACUGGAGAAUGGGCACGCGAGGGACAGCGCCGACCUGCACUUCUGCAACGAGUGUCACGUGUUCCAACCGCUGAGGACGAAGCACUGCAAGGAUUGCGCUAGGUGUACGCGGCAGUAUGAUCACCAUUGUGAUUGCGUCGGGACGUGUGUGGGCGAAAACAACCGUCGGUUGUUCAUGCUGUAUCUGUUGCUGCAGAUUCUGGAGGGUGCGGUGAUGAUGGACGUGACGUCGCUGGCGUUCACUGAGGGAGACGACAUCAACGACUGGUUUAAGACCAAUGCGCUCUUCAUCGUGCUGUGGUUCAUGCUCCUCUGCGUGCUGCUCAUCGCCGUGCCGCUCUUUUGCUACCAGGCCUUCCUCAUCUCUACGAACCAGGUACGUGCAAUGCAGUACAAGUACUCACCCAACUGGAGCAAUUGGAGACCAAACUGAUGCAUUCGCUCGCCUGAUGUUCCGGUUGCAGACCUCGUGGGAGCACGCUCGUCGAUCCUCCAUCACCUACCUGCAAAAUCUUCCGGAUAAACGCUCUCCGUUCGACCGCGGGGUGCUCAAGAACUGGUGGGUCUUCAUCUGCAACGGCGACCGCAACAAGUGGGUUCACUCCACCGCGGCCAAGCCCGUGACCUCGCGCGAUGACGUCGCCUCCACUUUUGUAUAGCUCCAAAUACCCAAUUUUUGCUCCGAGACUAAAUCGCAUUCUCUCCAUACAAAACCCAAGUUCAAUCUGUGUCGCAACAUAAACUCUGCAGCAACUUGGCACACGUGGCCGAAGGUCAAGCUGGCCGUGCGUGCAUUGAGCAUCUGGACCCCGAUCACCUCCACCGCCAUGGUCCUGACCUCCGCAGCGCUCAAUGCCGCGCUGAUCGUGGCCUCCGUGGCGCUGGCAACAGGCGCCGUGCUGCUCCUCGCCUGGAUCCGCGCACCCAUUGCUGAGGCCAAGAAGCUCGCAGCGGAACUGGACCCCCCGCAGGAAGGCACUCGGCCAUUCGGGUCAUUAGGCGACGAGAAGGCCCAAGUGUCGUUGAGCGUGCGGUACUCGGUCGACCGCAUCCGGCUGCUGAGGCUGCAGAAGAACCACGGCAAGGGUGGAGCCAUCCGCAAGGGCGUCAUGCGUGCUAGGGGCAAGCGCGUGCUGUUCGCUGACGCGGACAAUGCCACGGAGGUCAGGGACUACGACAAGUUGGCCGCGGCCAUGGAUGAAGCGCUGGCACAAGGCAGCAAUGGGGUCGUCGUGUGCGGCAGUCGUGCGCACCUGGAGGAGCAGGCGAUCGCCAAGCGCAAUCCGCUGCGGAACCUGCUGAUGUACGGCUUCCACUUGAUUGUGUCGACGCUGUGCAUCAAGAACGUGCGGGACACCCAGUGCGGAUUCAAGCUGUUUGACCGCAAGGCCGCUCGGGUUUUGUUUGCGCCGAUGCAUAUCGAGCGAUGGGCGUUUGAUGUGGAGCUGCUGUACCUCGCUGCCAGCAGCAACAUGGCUAUCAAGGAAGUUGCGGUGCAGUGGACGGAGGUACCUGGUUCCAAGCUGAGUGUGAUAUCGGCGACUCUCACGAUGCUGCGUGAGAUUAUCCUCAUUCGUUUGUGCUACACUGUCGGCAUCUGGAAGGUCAACGACGGCGGAUUCCGUCUCGCUAAACGACCGUGA
This is a messenger RNA of Phytophthora sojae, 1901 nucleotides long. RefSeq lists its product as hypothetical. The coding region runs from base 1086 to 1901 and encodes 271 amino acids. Gene Ontology annotation, cellular component: endoplasmic reticulum membrane. The transcript is spliced from 5 exons. NCBI's taxonomy places the organism in Eukaryota, Oomycota, Peronosporomycetes, Peronosporales, Peronosporaceae. The record is from RefSeq and is a predicted model, not a curated record.